Messenger RNA from Panicum hallii, 807 nucleotides. RefSeq lists its product as uncharacterized. Lineage: Eukaryota; Viridiplantae; Streptophyta; Magnoliopsida; Poales; Poaceae. The transcript is spliced from 3 exons. The coding region runs from base 235 to 624 and encodes 129 amino acids. The record is from RefSeq and is a predicted model, not a curated record.
UACCUACGAAUUUGCGAGGCACUAAUCCAGAUCCAGGUCAUUUGGGUUUGCUGGUCAACUCUUGCCCGGACGCAAUUAGGAGGCGAAUCCGGGUCGAUUAAGUUGGCCCAAACACCUCACUAUAUACCCAAAUCAAGGAAAGAUGAAGGUUGCGAGAGUGCCUUGAGCUUUCUUCAGAAGUUCAAACUAAGGGGAUUGGAUACUGUCCUUUUGAGUUCUCCCUGUUUGGGUUCCAUGGCUAAUCUUGUGGCGGUGAACAUAAAGAGGAAGGAUGCAGAGGUGGCCAGCCAUGGAUUCGCCAUCUUCCUUGAUCCCAAGAGGAUCAAACUACAGGAUGCGGUUGAGAUUCCUGAAAUGAUGGAAGAAGAGAAACCACUUGCAGAUUCAGAUGCUGGAGCUCCACCAGCUAAUGUGCAUCCAACCAUGUCCAUGCCUUCACUGUCGCCGCCAACUCAGGGCCAAGAGGCUGCUGUCCACGACAACACCGUGAACACUGAAUCUGGGAGUCAAUCCUCAGAACCACCACCAUUCAGCGCAGACCAGGCGGAACCGAUGGAUGUCGAGGACCAUGCCCGGCAGCCGCAGCUGGGCAACCAUCCUCAGUUCUGGUCAGGUUUCUUCUGAUGACUGGCACCCCCAAGUCAUGCAACAAGCGCUGCUGCUGUUCAAUUGAGUUCAGGCUUCGUCACCGGCUAGAUGUGUACAUGUUAAUGGGUUACAUUUGCUGAUGCAGUAAGCCAGUAUGUAGCUACCUGACGAUGUAUGUGCUGUUUGCGAUGUAUGCCAAGUCUUCGGUUCGUCAUGGCA